AUGGGAGACAAUUACCUAAUAAGCAUCUUCCUAAUUUCUAUCCUCACUCUUGUCUUUGUUCUUGCAAUAAAAUCAAGAUCAAGACGACGACCCAAGAACCUCCCUCCCAGCCCACCUUCCUUCCCUAUCUUAGGCCACCUCCACUACAUAAAGGACCCCCUCCACCGGACCCUCCUCGACCUCUCAAAGAGGUAUGGCGGCCCGAUCAUCUCGCUCCAGUUCGGGUCGCGCCCGGUCGUCCUCAUCUCGUCCUGGGCUGCCGCCGAGGAGUGCUUCACCCGGAACGACAUCGUGCUCGCCAACCGUCCAAGGCUUCUGCCGGGCAAGUACGUCGCAUACGACUACACGACUGUCCUGACAGCACCCUACGGCAACCACUGGCGGAACCUGAGGCGUAUCGGUGCCCUGGAGAUAUUCUCCACGCAUCGUCUUGAUGCUUUCUCGUGGGUAAGGAAAGAUGAGAUAAGGAGGCUGCUGAAGAAACUGUCGACUUUGGGCACGACCGAGGAUUUCACCAAGGUGGAGGUAAAGUCCCUGCUGGCGGAUUUGAUUUUCAACAUCAUGAUGAGGAUGAUUGCCGGAAAGAGGUACUACGGCGACGAUGUAACGAACGUCGAAGAGGCGAUGCGGUUCAGGGAACUCGUAAGAGACCUUUCUGAGGCGGCUAUAGCAACUUAUCCUGGCGAUUUUGUGCCUCUCUUGCGAUGGAUCGACUACAAAGGGUACAAGAAAAAUGCCAUAAGGCUCGGGGAGAAGUUGGACAAGUUCCUGCAAGGUUUGGUUGAUGAGGGUCGGAGGAAGAAGUCCACACAAGAGAAUACAAAUACUAUGAUCGAUCAUCUGCUUUCUCUACAAGAAUCAGAGCCCGAAUACUACACGGACCAAAUCAUCAAGGGGCUAAUGUUGAUCUUUCUUGCGGCUGGAACUGACACAUCAUCAAUCACAUUGGAAUGGGCAUUGGCGAAUUUGAUCAACUCUCCAAGUGUUUUGGAGAAGGCGAAGGUGGAAAUCGACUCUGAAAUCGGUCAGGAUCGCCUGAUCGAUGAAGCCGAUCUACCUAAGCUUCGCUACCUUCAAAAUGUUAUGUCAGAGACCUAUCGGCUUUAUCCUGCAACUCCAACCUUGUUUCCGCACAUGUCAUCGGAGGCCUGCGACAUAGGAGGAUUCCACAUUCCGAGAAACACUAUGGUACUUGUCAACGCAUGGGCCAUUCAUAGAGAUCCCGAACUGUGGCAUGAACCGACGAGUUUCAUGCCUGAGAGGUUUGAGAGCCUGGGAGGCGAGGGGCAGAAGCCAUUACUGUCAUUCGGCAUGGGAAGGAGGGCGUGCCUUGGCGCUCCCCUUGCCCAUCGCUUGGUGGGUCUAACUCUAGGAUCCCUAAUCCAGUGCUUCAAUUGGAAGAGGAUGAGCGAAGUGAAGGUCGAUAUGUUGGAGGGCCAAGGCAUCACCAUGCCCAAAGCGGAGCCACUAGAAGCUCUUUGUAGAGCACGACAUAUUAUCGGAAAAGUAAUUUCUUAA
Messenger RNA from Punica granatum (pomegranate), 1518 nucleotides. NCBI's taxonomy places the organism in Eukaryota, Viridiplantae, Streptophyta, Magnoliopsida, Myrtales, Lythraceae. The record is from RefSeq and is a predicted model, not a curated record.